AUGCAGAAGCAGUUUAACAACGCAAUGCCUUCCUCGCUGUGCAACGAGUGCAAGAAAGCAGAGAAAAUUCUAAGUUCAUUCGUGAAGCCCAAAAAAUGGAACAAAUCGAAAUCAAAGUCAGAGGAGCCAGAGCUCGGCAUCCCACGCGCAAUCCUCUCCGGUGCAAAGGCCCUAGUUAUUUUUACAGCCAUGAAAGCAGGCGCCGUAGCUUCAAUGCGCUUCGGAUCGGGCCUAAUCGUCGCGCGACUUCCAGACGGCACCUGGUCCGCCCCGUCAGCCAUGGCAAUGGGUGGCAUCGGUCUCGGCACCCAGCUAGGCUUUGAAAUGACGGAUUUUGUCUUCGUGUUGAACAGCGAGCAAGCUGUCAAAACGUUCACUCAAUCAGGGUCUGUCACUCUCGGUAAGAAUCUCUCCGUUGCAUUGGGUCCAUAUGGACGAAGCGCGGAGCUGGGUGGCGCGAUCAGUUCGAAAGGAAUGGUAGGGAUGUUUGCGUACUCAAAGACACGGGGCGUCUUUGGAGGGAAGUCCUAUGAGGGCGGGAUGAUCGGGGAGCGGCCCGAGGCGAAUAAGAAGAUGUAUGGCGUUACGUUGACGGCGAAGGAGCUGCUUAGUGGAAAGAUUGCCCCGCCGCCUGAUGCCGAGUCCCUCAUGCAACUCCUGAAUUCAGAUAGGUUUAAUUUUAGGGAGGGCGAUGUGUCACCAGCGGCCUCUACAGCUGACUAUCCUGCUUAUGAUAGUCGUCAAGAGGUCGCUGAACUGCCUGCUCAACUACCUGAUCUGCAUAAAGAGCCAUUUGAACUAGGUGCCGAAGAGCCCCCAAAGUUUGCCGAAUUGGAUGCGGGACCUGGUCAUCAAAUUUUUGAGUUGCAUGCUGAGGAUGUUGACUCCAAAGUUUAUGAGCUCGAUACUUUCCAGUCGCUUCCGUAUCGGGUAUCAAAGGACGGGCAUCCUGCGUCAAAAACUCCAGCAGUACUACCCUCCAAGGACUCGGCUCGUGAAAAGGAGCUGCCCCCGCUACCUUCAUAUUGA
Messenger RNA from Penicillium hordei, 1029 nucleotides. RefSeq names its product lipid-binding SYLF domain-containing protein. The record is from RefSeq and is a predicted model, not a curated record. Bases 1 to 1029 code for a protein of 342 amino acids. Lineage: Eukaryota; Fungi; Ascomycota; Eurotiomycetes; Eurotiales; Aspergillaceae. Gene Ontology annotation, molecular function: actin filament binding; phosphatidylinositol binding. Gene Ontology annotation, biological process: actin cortical patch localization; actin filament bundle assembly. Gene Ontology annotation, cellular component: actin cortical patch. The transcript has 3 exons.